AUGGUCCAUGCACCUGCUCGAAAGCUGAGACCUGUCGACGAGUUUCUGCCUCGGAACACUCAACAAAUAUCAGUAGACAUCGUUGCAGUCCAUGGACUUGGUUCGUCGCCGGAGACGGCGUGGGCCUAUCGGCGCGGUACUAGUCCGCAAGACGCUUCUGCUUCCGAAGCACACAUUGGCCCCCUUUGGCUUAAGGACUUUCUUCCUCUUGACGAGCUUCGAGCCCGAGUUCUGGUGUACUACCACAAUUCAGGAUGGCAAGCACAUGCGACUAGCAUGUCUCUCAGAGGCUAUGGGCAAGAUCUUCUAACGUCCAUAGAGGUCAUGAGACAAAAUGACGAAGAACGCACACGUCCUAUCAUGUUUAUCGGAUACAGCUUUGGGGGGCUCAUCAUUAAGCAGGCUAUGAUCAUGGCAUCGAGCAACGAUGUAAACAAGUCACGGCGUAGACUUUCGUCUGAUCUUGUUAAAGGCUUUAUUUUUCUUGGUACUCCACAUAAUGGCUCGAGCCUUACGUUUUUGGCUAAAGCCAUGUCACUUCUGAGUUUCUGGCAAGGGGCAAACACGACUCUGCUCGAAGUAUUAGAUCAAGAUUCGAGAGAAAAUGAGUUACUCCAUCGGGACUUUAUGAAGUAUUGUGGGAAAAAGGACAUGGUUAAUUUCUACGAAGUUCAAGCAGAACGCAUGGGUAGAUUUGCAUUGGCGAAUGCCGUAUCAGAAAAGUCGGCAACCAUAGAUGGAAAGAUAAACAUUCCAUCUCCUGGUCAGCACCGGGAAAUUCACAGGUUCAACAGUAACAAAGAUGUUGGCUAUACACGAUUAUGCGAAUACAUCACCACCUUGAUUCACGACAACAUCGAGCAGAAAGACUCUAGAAGGCUCGACGUGAAAUUGCUUUCUGGCGUUGUCGAGCAGACUCUUCGAGAGCUUCGGGAAAGCAAUAGUCAUGUCAACCUGGAUGCUAUGGAAUGGUUCAUGCAUGGCCCCGAGUAUAUGGCUUGGCUCACAUCUCCUGGCGCCCGAUUCCUGUGGUACCACGACCCACCCGGUAUGGGAAAGACCAUGAUAUUACGACAUGUAGUUGAACAGUUGCAAUUGAGAUACAGUUCGUUUAGAACGUACCUCGCUUUCUUCUUCUGCUCCCGGAAACUCAGUAUCCCAUUAUCCGGGACCCCACAGCUUCUCACAUCCUCGAUAGCAUCAGCGACAAUAGUCGCCUCUAUCAUUUCUCAGUUCGCGGACAAAGCUAUGCUUCAACAUAUUCCUUUAGAUGUUCAAGAACAUUUAUCAAAUGGCCAUCAGCAUCUUGGUCAUGAACAUGAAGCACACCUGUGGGAAAUCUUAUCCAAGAUCUUGCUCAAUAUUCUCAGCUCUCAAAAAGAAGUGUGGAUUGUCCUCGAUGGUGUCGAUGAAUUACUAUUAACGGAAAGAAGUCAUUUUAUGCAUGGCCUUCGUUCCCUCUGGAAUGAUUUGAACUCAGGAAGUCGAGUGGAACAUAUGUCAUUCAAGGUUUUGCUGGCAAGUCGGCCUUAUCAAGACAUUCAGGAAAUCUUAGAUGGUCUACCGUUUGUUAAUCUGGGAAAGGAGUCCGCAGAUUGUCUAAACUCUCUUGCUCUCAAGGCUAAUAAUGAGCGCCGUUCACUUGUCUCUAUUGGAGAGGAAAGCACAGGGGCGUGGCUUUGGGAGGACGAUAGCUUCAAAGAUUGGAGCAAUCAGUCGAACUCAUCCUUCCUUUGGAUACAAGGAAAGCCGGGAAGCGGAAAGUCCACGCUAUCUAAGAAGAUCCUGCGGCACAUAAUUCAAAAAUAUGAGCUGCCAGACUACCAAGGCACAUUCGGCAAAGCUGCACGCCUUGAUUCGGCCACUCUUUCUGGGCUAAAUGACACUCGUUCCGUUCUUGUGGCCAGCUUUUUUUACAGCUUGCGGGGAGCCAAGUCUGAUACAAAUAACACACAAAUGCUUCAGUCACUACUAUGGCAGCUUCUGUAUCAAGAGCAAAAGCUCUAUCCUAUGUUCCGAGAGACGUAUCGCGACCUACUGGAGCGUGCCAGUGGACGGCCCAGUGCAAUUGACUGGAGCUUCGAUGAUCUCCAGAAAGUAUUCCAGUCGUUAAAAAGGUUCGAUGACUUCCCUUUGAGGGUGUUUUUGGUCGUUGAUGGUAUGGACGAGUCCGACAAGCUUGAAAGAGAAAGGGUUCUACUCCUGCUGCAACAUCUUUGCGCUGCUGAUUCCGCUUGCGUUACUCAGUGUGUUCUUGCGAGCCGGCCAGAAGACGACAUAAAGAGCAACCUGCUGUAUCAGCACGGUAUUAACCAUUUCUUUCAUAUGAUUCUGGAAAAGAAGAACGCAAGCGACAUUAAACGAUUCAUUGACGUCAAAAUGGCCCAGCUCCAAAAUGCUUACCUUCUCAGGCUUUCAACUCUAAGUCGCGCCCCGAUGAACAUAGAGGUAUUCAAGGACAUAAUGCUGGAAAUCACUACAAAACUAGAAAAGGAAGCGUGCGGUGUCUUUCUGUGGGUGGAAAUUGUAACAAGAGAAAUGGAAAGAUGUCUCCGUCAUGGCUACACGGCGGCAGCUAUGAGAAAGACCAUUGAAAAUCUUCCGCAAGAUUUGGAGCCUUUCUAUGAGCGAAUCAUCGGCGAUUUGUUGAAACAAUAUGAAAAAGACGAGAACAAGCAAUUCAACGCAGCAACCGUGGUUGAAGCACGACGAAUGCUGACAUGGGUGACGUACGCUGAACGGCCAUUGAAUCUAGUCGAGUUUUGCGAUGCUAUUGCCAUACCCGACACUGUGACUCCGAUAAGCGGAUUUCAGUUUCAGGAUUUUAGGCUUCCUGAAGAGCUGGCAAUGCGGCAGAGGCUCGAGUACGUAUGCGGUGACCUGCUCGAGAUCAGAUCGAUACCACAUCAAGGCCCAUUACCAGAUGUUGGAGAAAAAGAAGACAUGGUUCAACUGCUGCACUUGACGGUCAGGGAAUUCCUCACGCGAGACAAGAGAGCAGGGCCAUUCUGUUUAAAACGCCUGCAAGGGGAGUACGAAAUAUUACAAAACUCAAUUUGCUAUCUUCGCCUCUUUGUCGAAAGCUGCCCAUCAAUCCACGAACACCCGGAGCUUCAGGAGCUAGAACGUGGAGCUGAGUAUCUCGUUAGAGAAUUACAGUCUUGGCCUCUAUUGUACUAUGUACUGCGUUUUCUUCCCCGACAUAUUCAGAACUGUGGCCAAAAUUCCGAGCGGGCGCUACAGCUCGGUAAAGAGCUCGCUGACUUCGUUUUGAACCACGAGGGCAACAUGGCGUCUCCGCUCUUGGAAUCUUGGUUCAGAGCAACUGGGCUCGGGAGCGGGUUUAUGGGAGACCGUCGUGAGGAUGCGAGGCAGUUCAGGUUCGCAUGCAUGGAUUCGGCUCUUGAAGUGAGCAAUGUACAAGUCGCCGUCACGCUACUCGAAACAGAAGUAGCAUCCACGUUCGGCACCCGAUCAAACAUCGAUGAAGGUAAUGACACAUACUCACAUAUAUUGCAUCAAGCUUGUAGGAACGAUGCUAUAUCUAUCGUUCGACUUUUAUUGGAAAUGGGAGUGCCUCCCGACAUAGGUGCGGGAGACGGCGAGACUGGCCUACGAAUUGCUUCUGAAACUGGGAAUGCAAGUAUCGCUGACAUGCUUCUUCGCCAUGGAGCAGAUAUUGACUUUACAGGGAUUCAUGGAACUGCUUUGCGGGCAGCUGCGAAGGCUGGGCACAUGGAAUUGGUACAGCUGCUCAUUGAACGUGGCGCAGACGUCAAUUGGUCGAAUGCUGAUGGUACUGCUUUGGAGGCAGCGUCGAAGGCAGGAUAUAUUGACAUUGUACAUUGGCUCCUUAUCAAGGGUGCAGAUGUCAAUCUGAUAGAUAUUUAUGGUACUGCUCUGUGGUCAGCUUCGAAGGCAGGGCAUGUGGAAGUGGCACGGCUGCUCAUUGAGUUUGGUGCAGAUGUCAACCAAAUAGAUGCUCAUGGAACUGCAUUGGAGGCAGCCUUAAAAGCAGGGCAUAUGGAAGUCGUACGGCUGCUCAUUGAACACGGCGCAGAUGCCCAGUUGGGAACCCAUGGUACUACUUUAGGGGUAGCUUAG
This is a messenger RNA of Colletotrichum truncatum, 4104 nucleotides long. Its product is annotated as ankyrin repeat protein. NCBI's taxonomy places the organism in Eukaryota, Fungi, Ascomycota, Sordariomycetes, Glomerellales, Glomerellaceae. The record is from RefSeq and is a predicted model, not a curated record. Gene Ontology annotation, molecular function: protein binding.